Molecule: messenger RNA, 992 nt
Organism: Rubroshorea leprosula
Lineage: Eukaryota; Viridiplantae; Streptophyta; Magnoliopsida; Malvales; Dipterocarpaceae
Source: the annotation of a GenBank genome assembly
GCCCAAAUCACAAACGCACGUAUGGAUCAUGAAAAAUAAUGUACAUGUAAGUGCUGGCCUGGAGUUUAUUGUGAAAGAGGAGGACCUCCAAUGGCUGGAAGGGUGUUAUGUUGGAAGUGCACAUUCGAUUAACAUUAUCCCGACUCUGCAGCAAAAGUUCUUCAUGGAAGGAUAUUUUUCGUGUAAAGUAAGACCUAUGGGAGGACGUUUGCUCUUAUUUGAAGGGGGCGACAAAGAUGAGAUUAAGGACUUAGUUGAAACAACCCCGGAAUGGUUGAGGCAGUGGUUUGAGGAGGUAAAACCUUGGUCACCAUCAGCUGUUGCUAAAGAAAGGUUCGUGUGGAUUCGAUGCCAAGGCGUUCUGAUUCAUGCCUGGGGGCAUGAGUUCUUCUCAUCAAUUGGGGCUGUUUGGGGAAAGGUUAUUUCCUUAGAUGAUAGCACCAUUAAGAAGAACAGAUUUGACAUCGGGAGAUUUCUAAUCUCCACGCCCAUUAUGGAGUUCAUCUCUAAAUCCAUGAACAUCACAGUAAAUGGUAUGCCAUAUACAGUCAAAGUAAUGGAGGAAGAGGCAACCAACGGCAUCUUUUCCAUGAAGUCUGAUCAUGUGUUCAGAGAAUUAAGUGCUUCAGACAAUCACAGCUCGGAAUCAUGGUCCCUCAAUAGCGAUGGUGAGGAUGUCUUUGCUGAUUUUGUUCAUGGCGGAGGAUGCUCUAAGGAUUAUGGGAGAAGUGCAGUUGGCAGGGCUGAUGAAGAUGACAUGGCUAAGGCUGAUGACGUGGGACUUGACCAUGGAAGAAGGCAAGAAGAGAGUUGGAUGGAGAGCUACAACGUGGAGACAACGGCUAGAAGAAAGAAAUUUGAAUUUGAAGAUGAUAUUGACAGAAGGAUGAGUGUUGAUGGUUCUGAUAUACAGGCUAAUGAGUAUGUUGAGUCAAGUAUUGGGAAAUCUCAAAAGUUUCCUAUCAGCAAGCUAGAAGAGACGGCUAAGGAAG